GGCUGUGAGCGGCUGCAAUUGAGAACCCAAGACCGAGAGAGCUCGGGAGCGAGCGGCAGUCGCUUGCCCCGCGCCUCCCCUUCGCACAGCUGCGCGCCCCGCUCGCUUCUCUACCCCUCCCCGCUCGCCCAGGCUCCGGCUUUGCCACAGUCCCGAGCUCUGGGGUGGCGCAGGCAGCUUUGGGACUCUCCGGCGCGCCACCGCGUCUCCAGACAAAGGCUUGGCCGGCGGCCCCGGCCCGCUGCGCCCUCGGCUCACCGCCUCCCGGGCUCGCCGCUCUUCGCCCCCGCUCUCGGCUCGGCGCGCCCCGGCCGGCCGCAAAGUUUCCCGGCGGCGGCUGCGCCUCGCGUCAGCGAUGGCCGCGGAGCUGAGCAUGGGGCCCGAGCUGCCCACCAGCCCGCUGGCCAUGGAGUAUGUUAACGACUUCGACCUGCUCAAGUUCGAUGUGAAGAAGGAGCCUCUGGGGCGCGCGGAGCGCCCGGGCCGGCCCUGCACGCGCCUGCAGCCCGCCGGCUCGGUGUCGUCCACCCCGCUCAGCACGCCCUGUAGCUCGGUGCCCUCGUCGCCCAGCUUCAGCCCGACCGAACAGAAGACCCACCUGGAGGACCUGUACUGGAUGGCGAGCACCUACCAGCAGAUGAACCCGGAGGCGCUCAACCUGACGCCCGAGGACGCGGUGGAGGCGCUCAUCGGCUCGCACCCCGUGCCACAGCCCUUGCAGAGCUUCGACGGCUUCCGCGGUGCGCACCACCACCACCAUCACCACCACCCACACCCACAUCAUGGGUACCCGGGCGCCGGCGUGACCCACGAAGAGCUGGGCCCACACGCUCACCAGCACCAUCACCACCAUCACCAAGCGUCGCCGCCGCCGUCCAAUGCUGCUAGCCCCACGCAGCAGCUGCCCACCAGCCACCCCGGGCCUGGGCCGCACGCGGCAGCCGCGGCGACGGCGUCUGGUGGUAGUGGCAGCGUGGAGGACCGCUUCUCCGACGACCAGCUCGUGUCCAUGUCCGUGCGCGAGCUGAACCGCCACCUGCGGGGCUUCACCAAGGACGAGGUGAUCCGCCUGAAGCAGAAGCGGCGGACCCUGAAGAACCGGGGCUACGCCCAGUCGUGCAGGUAUAAACGUGUCCAGCAGAAACACCACCUGGAGAAUGAGAAGACGCAGCUCAUUCAGCAGGUGGAGCAGCUUAAGCAGGAGGUGUCCCGGCUGGCCCGCGAAAGAGACGCCUACAAGGUCAAGUGCGAGAAACUCGCCAACUCCGGCUUCAGGGAGGCGGGCUCCACCAGCGACAGCCCCUCCUCUCCCGAGUUCUUUCUGCUUUCAGAUGCAAAAUCCACUUCUGAGCCCUUCAGUUUGCACAAAGAAAACCCCUGAACUGCUUUCUUGCACAACCCCUUCGCUCCAGCCUGCUGUCUGGUGGCCUGGCCUCCCAUCCCAGAGAUAGUAGUAUUUGGAUUUGUUGUGUAAGGAAGGGAGGAUUAGAGGUUUGCUUUGUCUCUCCUCCCCCCACCAAAA
Messenger RNA from Eptesicus fuscus (big brown bat), 1522 nucleotides. It is a transcript of the gene MAFB, whose product is annotated as MAF bZIP transcription factor B. The record is from RefSeq and is a predicted model, not a curated record. Bases 356 to 1381 code for a protein of 341 amino acids. Gene Ontology annotation, molecular function: RNA polymerase II cis-regulatory region sequence-specific DNA binding; DNA-binding transcription factor activity, RNA polymerase II-specific. Gene Ontology annotation, biological process: regulation of transcription by RNA polymerase II; regulation of myeloid cell differentiation. Gene Ontology annotation, cellular component: nucleus. NCBI's taxonomy places the organism in Eukaryota, Metazoa, Chordata, Mammalia, Chiroptera, Vespertilionidae. The transcript has 2 exons.